This is a messenger RNA of Mytilus trossulus (common blue mussel), 1361 nucleotides long. RefSeq names its product LITAF domain-containing protein-like. The record is from RefSeq and is a predicted model, not a curated record. The coding region runs from base 93 to 422 and encodes 109 amino acids. The transcript is spliced from 3 exons. Lineage: Eukaryota; Metazoa; Mollusca; Bivalvia; Mytilida; Mytilidae. Gene Ontology annotation, molecular function: zinc ion binding.
CUUUGUUAAAACGUGCCAGUGCUCAUCUUAGUACACGUUUACCUGACUAAUUAAUACGCAUCCGCAUUUAACGUAGUAUUUCCUUCAACAAAAUGGAAGCGCAAGCCCCGCCUCCUUAUGGUCCACCAAGCUACCCACAAGGCCAGACACAACAGACGAUAGUUGUAGCACAACCGACGGUAUUGGUGUCCCCACAGUACGGCGACUCUCCGGUAAGGAUACAGUGUCCGGCAUGUAAAGCAGAUGUGAUGACUUCAACUUCUUGUGAACCUGGGAUGCUGGCGUGGAUUAUUUGUUUAGUUUUGUUUUUCACUGGGUUCUGGUUAUGCUGUAUUAUUCCGCUCUGUAUUGAUUCUUGUAAAGACGUAACACACACGUGUCCUAACUGUAGACAUGUUGUGGGGAAGUUUAGCCGAAUGUGAUAACACGUGCCAUAACUGUAGACAUGUUGCGGGGAAGUUUAGGCGAAUGCGAUAACAUUUGCCCACAUUGUAGACCUGUUGUUGGAAAGUUUAGCCGAAUGUGAUAACUAACUGCAUGUUAAUCCUAACAGUUGAUACUUAAACUUAUGUACAGCGAUCGAAUCCUCUGUUAGGAUCUGUUAUAUAGUUUUUCUUCAUACUUAAUGAUGUACUAAGGUGAAAUUUAAAAAAUCAUCUAGAAUUUAAAAUUUAUACUAUAAAGUCGGAUGAGCAUUCCAUUUAGUUAAGGAACAAAAUAUGCAUAAUCUGCUUAAAAUUUUGUUAAAGGACAUUUAAUGAGCUAUUAAAAGUCUUGUAUGAAAAGAAAAAUGGGUGCUAUCAUCGGGGGCAAAUUAUUUAACCCUGUAUUGAAGGAAAAAAAACAAUGAAUCAGAACAUAUGACACAAAUUCCUUAACGUCACUAGAUAAGUACUAGAUAAAGUUCAUUUAUAGAAAAGUAUAACGAAAUCCUAUAUUAAGUAAAAAAAUGAUUUAGACUAUAUUAUUUGUGUUGAAAAUAACACUACUCUCCUUUUCCCAUAAAUUAAGUUUUUGCAUGUCUUCAAUGUAAGCCAUAGGGAAUAAAUUGAUAGUAAUUGUACUAUGUGAUAUGCCUGCAUUGCUGUACUAAUUAUUUAUACUUUUUAUGCCGUACAUUUUAACAACUUGAUUAAUGUCCCUUUACACAAAUGUGCAGUUUAUUAUGACCCAACUACUUUAUAAAUCGGUCAUAUACAAUGUAUAUUUUUCAUAUUUUGUAGUUUUAAUAUAAAGAAUUAUAUAUCAUGUCGUGUACAAUAGUGUAGUAUACCAACAUCAACAAACUGAAAUGUGUAUCAGUAUGUUUUUAAUUUGUUGAAAUACGAUAUUAUAGAGUAUAAUUGCAUACUUAUGUUCAA